This is a messenger RNA of Temnothorax curvispinosus, 1503 nucleotides long. RefSeq lists its product as uncharacterized. NCBI's taxonomy places the organism in Eukaryota, Metazoa, Arthropoda, Insecta, Hymenoptera, Formicidae. The coding region runs from base 1 to 1422 and encodes 473 amino acids. The transcript is spliced from 5 exons. The record is from RefSeq and is a predicted model, not a curated record.
AUGCUUCGCGAAGAAACGGACGAAAGGGUUGAUUAUAGAGCGGCCAAAGCCGACGGCCGCGUGAUAAAUAAUCACCGCAAGGGAUUAAAUUAUCUUCAUCUCGUUCGAAAGUAUUCGGACAACGAAAGCAGAGUGCAGAAAAGAAAGGAAAUCUCUAGCGAGGCUACGGAGGACGAGGCGGAAGAUGAAGAACGGAGAGCCGACGAAGACCGGAGUGAGGAGGAUGAUACAAAAGUUCAGAAAGUAAAUGCAAACCAAGAAAAAGAAGAAGCGAACGAAAACGAGCAGGAAGCUGCGCAGAUUGGGCAGUGCGCGAUUUGUCACAUUAUCAUCGACGACGCGAAUCUCGGUGGAAGCGUCACCGAUUCUGAGCAGGAUCCACGCUGGUCCGAGGGCUAUUUGUUGUGUCAACGUUGCGUACGAAACUUUUCAAUUCAAACAGAUACGGAGCCCCCUCAGCCUCAAAGAUCGCACGCGAGUUUCUUCCAGGGCAGAGGCAACGAUCAUGGCGAUCGCCUACGUUUGAGGACGUGCAACCCGCGUCGCGAUCAGUGGGCUUGCAACUUCAAUAAGACGACGCCCGUCGAGGCGAAUAACGAGACUUUAGAUUGCGAAUCGGACGUUUCGUACGUCGCCGGUCGCGAUCGAGGCAAUUCGCGACGGGAGGAGCAAACGAAAAGCUGCGGGAGACAGUGUCAACAGCAACACAGCUAUUGCAAUCUGAUGACGAGGAGAAACAGCGCAGCGGAUCGAUACACUUCCGAGAUUAAGGUCAAAAGUUCCUCCUCCGUCGACUGCUCCCGUAGACCCAUACGUUGCCCACGCCUAGACUGCUCGGUGAACGUCGCCUUCUCAGCGCUCACCCAUCACUUCCUCUUCGACCAUCCCGAGGUGCCUAUUCUCAGCGUUGAGCCCGGCGCCGAGAGCACGCUCAUCGUCAGCUACGGAGCUCUCUCUUGCAAUUCCAGUCGAUGUCUAGCUCUCUUACUGGUGUCCGGAAAGCUCUCAGAUUCCUCAGCGAGACUGUUCGGUGGCAUUCAAAUAAAUCCCAAGUAUCGGAAUCGGUUGCCUCUGCCGGUGUUGGCAGCGCGUUUGCACAGCAGUCGUAAUUACGCGUGUUGCAAGGAAGUGCACGCCGGCGGAGAAGGUCAGGGUGAGAAAGACAUGAUCAUCGCCUGGGUAGCGGGAUUAGACGUCGGCGAUACAGCUGACAGACUUCGAUGUAGCAUCCAGGCCGUCGACAGCAUCGAAAACGGGGGAUUCCGAUCGCUUACGUACACGGGCCCUGUGACCUCCCUGAGAGCCGCCCAAUGUCCACGUGACGUCUUCUUAGCUGGCGACUGUAUAGUUCUCCACGAGGGAUUGAUCAGCCAUAUCACUUCCGGCUGUACCAGUCUCAAUGUAAAUGUUAUUGUACACUAAACUUGUUAACACGUAUAUAUAUCCUUGUCUUAAGUAACUGUCUUGAAAAUGUAAGUCCAUCCAAUAUAAAUUGCAAGGAAC